Eucalyptus grandis is the source of this 1946-nucleotide messenger RNA. RefSeq names its product protein LTV1 homolog. The record is from RefSeq and is a predicted model, not a curated record. The transcript has 5 exons. The coding region runs from base 106 to 1716 and encodes 536 amino acids. Gene Ontology annotation, cellular component: cytosol; nucleus; preribosome, small subunit precursor. Lineage: Eukaryota; Viridiplantae; Streptophyta; Magnoliopsida; Myrtales; Myrtaceae. Gene Ontology annotation, biological process: ribosomal small subunit export from nucleus; ribosomal small subunit biogenesis.
CCGCUAGGGUUUUAGUGGCGAACACUGGUUUUUCCCUUCACUGCAACUUCCUAAAUCCUCUCCUCCACCGCCACCCCGUCCGACGAAUUUCUGCCGGCGGCGACGAUGGGGCGGAAGUCGAAGAAGUUCAUCGACAAGAAGAAGGCGGCGACGUUCCAGCUGAUGUCCCGCGACUCCGCCGACGACCCCGGCUUCGGUGACGCUCCCGGCGGCGACCGCAUCUUCGUCCGCGUCGACAACAACCCCUGCUCCGUCGACACCCUGGAGGACGACGGCGGAGGCGGCGGCGGCGAUGACGAUGUGUUUGCCGACGCGCCCGGCGACUUCGACGACGGCGAGGAUGGAGCCGUGUCGGCGUCGGCGUCGGCGUCGGGGUCGGGGCUGCCGGAGCAUGUGAGGAGGGAGAUUUUGGAGCUUGGGUUUCCGGACGACGGUUAUAAUUACUUGGGGCAUUUGAGGGAGAUUAGGAAUGCGGGCGGCGGUUCCGCUUUCUAUCAGAAUCCUAAGGCUAGGCUUGAUCUUGUCCCGAAAGAUGUCAAGGCUUAUGAUGCUUCGCGCAUACAAGUCCCUAAAGUGGAAGGCAAUCCUCACAAUGAAUCGAUUUAUAGUGUUGCCGCCAAUAGUGUUAAUGUGAGAGUGCAGAAAGCCGUUGAUCCUGAAGUUAAUGCAUUACUUGAUGAUAGUGACCUCUCGCGUUUUGGAUCCGAUGUCGAGGACUUGGAAGAAGAUUUUGUUGUUCAGGCGAACCAUCCCGAAGGCGAGGACAGUAUUGUGGGGGGAAAUUCGCAAUGUCCCAGGAUGCCUGCAGCGAUGGGGAGUGUCAUCAAUGGAUUGGACACUGCUGCUGGUCGAGAGAGACAAAUUGACAAUGGCUUUCCUCAUGAAAUAAGAAGCCGGUUUGUGGAACGAAAUGACAAAUUUGAUGACGAGAAGCCACGGGAACGUCGUCCGCUAGAUGAACAAUUUGAUCUUCUUGAAUGUCAGGAGUAUGGAUCUGAGGACGACGACAAUGAUGAUGGUUAUGGUGGUUAUAUGGCUGAAGAAGACGAAUCCCUUGCUUUGAAACUCAAACAGGCGUUUGAUGACAAAGUUGUGGAUGACUUGGAAAUUGAUGACAAGUAUAGAGUUCCAGCUGAUUUAUUGAAAGACAAUGACGUGAAAAGCAAACAGCUACAGGAUUCUGCUGCUGAUUUGAUCCGUCGUUGUGUGGAAUAUGCAGACAAGUAUGAAAAUGAGAAUGACGACAAAGAAGUAGUUAUUGUAGAAGAAAGUAGUGAUGAAUCUGAGGUGUGGGACUGCGAAUCUAUUGUCUCUACAUAUUCGAAUCUUGAUAAUCACCCAGGUAAAAUUGAAGCACCGAUGGGAGCCAGAAAGAAGAAAUUGGCCAGUACAAUUUCUGUUGCUUUAGGUGCAGCCAAUCCGUUAAUAUCCCUCAAAGGAAAAGAAAAACUUCCUGUUGACUAUCUGCCACGGGGCAUGAAGUCUUCAGCGGAAAAGGUCAAGGGUGGCAGCGUGUCGAGGAAUGAGCAGCCUAGGAGGAAACAGCAUGGUCAAGAGUCAAAGGAAGAGAAGAAAGAGCGCAAGGCUGCCGUGAAGGAGGAAAGGCGGGAAGCACGCCGAAUGAAAAAGGAAACGAAGGAGCUUUACAGGUGCGAAGCGCAGCAGGCGCAAAAAGUGGCUGCCACCACUGGACCAUCUUCCAUCCCUCUCAUGUAGUCAGGUUGAAGCUUUGCAUACCCUCUUUUUGCCAAGGGAUGGAUAGUGUGGCUAUUGGAAUCGACAUGCUGCAAAGCUUAGAAUACUAAGUUUUUACUUAAUUUAUACAUUGGAACAUUGUGGUGUACAUGGUGGUUGUGGUGUAUUAUGCAUCCUGAACGUGGAUGAGUUUUGGUUACACUCGAAUGGAAAAUUAUCAGCUGAGAAAAGGUCACUAAACGGGAGACCAA